Xiphias gladius (swordfish) is the source of this 741-nucleotide messenger RNA. It is a transcript of the gene mespaa, whose product is annotated as mesoderm posterior aa. Gene Ontology annotation, cellular component: nucleus. The coding region runs from base 1 to 741 and encodes 246 amino acids. Lineage: Eukaryota; Metazoa; Chordata; Actinopteri; Istiophoriformes; Xiphiidae. Gene Ontology annotation, biological process: heart morphogenesis; mesoderm formation; regulation of transcription by RNA polymerase II. Gene Ontology annotation, molecular function: protein dimerization activity; DNA-binding transcription factor activity, RNA polymerase II-specific; RNA polymerase II cis-regulatory region sequence-specific DNA binding. The record is from RefSeq and is a predicted model, not a curated record. The transcript is spliced from 2 exons.
AUGGAGGUGUCCUACUGCUCUACUCUCCAGCUCCAGGAGAACUCUUUCCUGUUUGACUGUCAGUCACUCCUGGAGAACUCUUAUGAUCCUGUGGCCUAUGAUCCAGCUGCUGACCCCGGUUACUUCAGUGCAGGCAGCAGCCUUUCUCCCACCUCGUCUGUGGACUCCUUUUGCUUCUCCCCCACCUCCCUCCAGGCAGACGCCUCGGACCAUUUCAUCUUCAGCAGCCCCAAAGCACCUAGUCUUACCAGCGAGACAAAGACUCUGCCCUGCUCCAGAUCCUCCACAACCACCUCCACCACAAAGAAAUCAAGGUCCAGGUACCCGGGGAAGAAGCGCCAGACAGCAAGCGAGAGGGAGAAGCUGAGGAUGAGGGACCUGACCAAGGCUCUUCAUCACCUCAGGACAUACCUCCCACCCUCAGUGGCGCCUGCAGGACAGACCCUGACCAAGAUCGAGACCCUCCGCCUCACCAUCCGCUAUAUCUCCUACCUGUCAGCCCAGCUGGGCCUCAGCGAGGAGGUGCUGGAACAGCAGAGAUUCUCAGGUGUCAUAGAGCAGCCCCAAACCCUCAGCCAGUUCCUGGGUCAGCCAACAGCCAACUGUAACACCAUGAACACAGCCCAGCUGUCCUCUCUGCAGCACGCAUAUCAGGUUUCUAGCGGAGCUGGCUUCCCCAGCGAGCAGUACUGGAUGCCCCAGGAACAACUACAAAAUGUCACCUUCUCUGGCCAGUGCUGA